Molecule: messenger RNA, 966 nt
Organism: Mesorhabditis belari
Lineage: Eukaryota; Metazoa; Nematoda; Chromadorea; Rhabditida; Rhabditidae
Source: the annotation of a GenBank genome assembly
AUGAUGUCCAGUCUGGUCAUUGAUCAUCGCACUCUUGACUGUGGAGUGACGAAGAGACAACAAAAAACCACUUCAAGGGAAACGUUGAUGUUUUUGACGGAAUUGAAGAAACUUUUGAAAGAAUUUAUAUCUGAUGAAGCUGAUGAAGCUGAUGAAGCUGAUGAAGCUGAUGAAGCUGAUGAAGCUGAUGAAGCUGAUGAAGCUGAUGAAGCUGAUGAAGCUGAUGAAGCUGAUGAAGCUGAUGAAGCUGAUGAAGCUGAUGAAGCUGAUGAAGCUGAUGAAGCUGAUGAAGCUGAUGAAGCUGAUGAAGCUGAUGAAGCUGAUGAAGCUGAUGAAGUUGAUGAAGCUGAUGAAGUUGAUGAAGCAAAAGCAUCAUCUUUUGCUGAAACUCCGACGUUAGCUUUGGCAGCGAUUCAAUGUUAUGUUGGACAAAAGUUGUUCGCUUUGGAAAGUAAUAUGGCAGUUUGUGCUCCAUUCGUUCCAUAUCAUUGUGCAAUUGCGUGUGAAUGGAAACACAAUUGCUCAUCAACGGUUGGAUAUGAGGCAUUCUCUGGAAGAAGGACUUUCGUUUCUGGCCUCUUAAUCAACUCUAAAUCGUUAAUGGCACUUUGUUGUACAUCGUUUGCGACAAAAAUUGAAUCUGAUAAUCGUGGUGAGCGUUGUGCGUGGAGAGAUUGGGACUCAAUCCCCGUUUUGGGUCCAUCGAUUCGAGCCGAACCUGUACUUGGAGUUAAUCAUUACAUUCGUGAUAUUGAAAUGGAAAGAGAUGGUGAUUCAAGAGUCGAUGCAAGAAUUGAAGUCUGUCAAUAUCAGAAAGAGAUGGAUAGUUGUCAAGCCGAGAAACUCGAAGAAGCUGAGCAACACCGAUUGAAUCUAUUAAAGCUGCGUUUGGAGCGUUUCCAAAGCAAGUACGAUCUACAGAAAGAGAAUCAGGCGCCGAAAAUCGAGGAACCGGUUGUAUCUCAU